AUGACGCUUCUGCUGUCGACAACCCCACACGCGCAACGAACGAGCAGGAUGAGUGCCGCACCCGUGAUUGGCCUUUUGGGCGGCGGGCAGCUGGGGCGGAUGCUGUGCGAGGCAGCAGCACCGCUAGAGGUGGAGGUAGCGAUCCUGGACGCGGCGGACGCACCGGCGAAGCAGGUCGGCCACAGCGCGCAUCACGUCGACGGCUCGUACAAGGACGCGGCCAAGAUCCGGGCGCUGGCGACGCGCUGCCGGGUGCUGAGCGUGGAGACGGAGCACAUUGACACGGCAGUGCUGGAGGAGCUGGAGGUGGGCGGCCGCGUGGCGGUGCACCCGUCAUGGCGCACGCUCCGGCUGAUCCAGGACAAGCACGAGCAGAAGGCGUAUCUGGCGGCACAAGGGAUUCCGGUGGCCGAUCAGGUAGCGCUGGGCGACGGCGGCGUGACCAUGGCGGCACUGCAGACGGCGACGGCGCGCUUCGGCUUUCCCUGGAUGCUCAAGGCCCGCCGCGACUCGUACGAUGGCCGGGGCAAUCUGCGGAUCAGCGGGCCGGCCGACCUCGAGCGCGCCCUCGCCGAGUUCGGCGGCCUGCGCUGCUACGCCGAGCGGUUCGUGCCCUUUGUGCGCGAGCUGUCCGUUCUCGUCAUCCGCAGCGAGGACGCCGCUGGCAGCCCGCGCCGUCUGGUCGCCUAUCCGGCCGUCGAGACGGCCCAUGAGGACAGCGUGUGCGCUCGCGUCUACUUGCCACCACGCCAGACCGACGCCGCCGUCUGUGCCCGUGCCCAGGCCGUCGCCGUGCGCGUCGUCGAACACCUCUGGGGCAAGGGCGUCUUUGCCGUCGAGAUGUUCGUCGGCCCGGACGGCGACCUCCUCGUCAACGAGAUCGCUCCUCGUCCCCACAACUCCGGACAUCUCUUCACAGAGGCUGUUCCAUACAUGUCCCAGUUCCGUGCUCAGCUCGCCGCCAUCCUCGAUGAGCCACUCCCCCAAAUUUUGGAACCUCACGUGACCUCGGCCAUCAUGAUCAACAUCCUCGGCGGCGUCACUGAGCACGCCCACCUGCCGCUCGUCGCCGCUGCCAAGGCCCUCUUUGGUCACCAAAAGGCCGCCUACGUCCACCUCUACGGCAAGCAGUCCAAGCCCGGCCGCAAGAUCGGCCACAUCACCGUCACCGGCGUCGUGGCUGACGUGGCUGAGCUUGAGGCCUUUGCCCAGCCGCUCCCCCUCGUUCUUGUCACCAUGGGCUCCGACUCGGACCUGCCCGUCCUCAAGGCCGGCAUCGACGUGCUCACCGAAUUCGGCGUGCCCUUUGAGGUCGACAUCACGUCCGCCCACCGCACCCCCCAGAAGAUGGGUGACGUUGCCGCCAAGGCCGCCGCCCGCGGCAUCAAGGUCAUCAUUGCUGCUGCCGGCGGCGCCGCUCACCUGCCCGGCAUGGUGUCGGCCUACACUGCCCUUCCCGUCAUCGGCGUUCCUGUCAAGGCGACACAUCUCGACGGGAUGGACUCGCUGUUGAGUAUUGUUCAGAUGCCACGUGGUAUUCCUACUGCUACCGUCGGCAUCAACAACUCGACAAACGCAGCCCUGCUGGCCAUCCGCUGUCUGGGCGCCUUCCAGCCCGAGCUGCACGAAAAGAUGCUCGCCUACCAGCGCGAUCUCGAGAAGCAGGUUGACGACAAGGCCGCCUCACUGCAUGACCUCGGUGUCGACGCUUACCUAGCUAAGAUGGGCAAGAAGUAA
Molecule: messenger RNA, 1737 nt
Organism: Grosmannia clavigera kw1407
Lineage: Eukaryota; Fungi; Ascomycota; Sordariomycetes; Ophiostomatales; Ophiostomataceae
Product: phosphoribosylaminoimidazole carboxylase
Exons: 4
Coding region: 1-1737 (578 amino acids)
Biological process (GO): 'de novo' IMP biosynthetic process
Molecular function (GO): ATP binding; metal ion binding; phosphoribosylaminoimidazole carboxylase activity
Source: RefSeq, a predicted model, not a curated record